This is a messenger RNA of Talaromyces stipitatus ATCC 10500, 681 nucleotides long. RefSeq lists its product as uncharacterized. Bases 1 to 681 code for a protein of 226 amino acids. The record is from RefSeq and is a predicted model, not a curated record. The transcript is spliced from 2 exons. Gene Ontology annotation, molecular function: nucleic acid binding. Lineage: Eukaryota; Fungi; Ascomycota; Eurotiomycetes; Eurotiales; Trichocomaceae.
AUGUCUAAGCCUACGAAUGAGCCUACAAAAGAGCCUCCGAAUAUGUCCACGAACGAAUCCACGAACGAGCCUGCCUCACCAAAGCAGUAUAGCACACGCUUAACCCGAGACGAUCAUAUUCGUGUUCAAACCUUGCGAGAAGCAGGAUUUACCUAUGAACAAAUAGCGAAACAACUCAAUAUUACACAAAAUAAGGUUCAAUAUGCGUGUCAGUCUAGUCAGGUUACUCCUAAAAAGGCGCGUGGAGCUGCACCUAAGCUCUCUGAAUCUCAAAUGGAUGAGAUCAUUGAGUGGAUAUCUUCAUCUAAGAGGAAUCGUCGCAUGCCAUAUCCCAAGGUUAUCAAGGCGCUUAAUCUCAAUGUUACAUCAGGCUCUCAUACUCGCAUUUACGUGACUCGUAAGGCUCGUAAAGAAUUGGAUGAUACCUGUGUUCGUUCAAAAAUCUCACGACGUCGAGGAUGGAUGUUCUGGUCGUCAUUUCAUAGAAAUAUGAAAGACCCAUGUCUAUUUUGGGAAAAAGAAUGGAGCUCUAUCAAUGCUGAGCGGUACUGUGAACGAACUGUGCCAUUGAUUAAUGGAUAUCUUCGGUUAAUGCGCCAGGAGGGUUUAUAUCUACAGUUGAUGCAGGAUGGGGCCCCAGGGCACUCGAGUUCUUUUACGAAAGAAGAACUUCAUUCUUGA